Molecule: messenger RNA, 632 nt
Organism: Scaptodrosophila lebanonensis
Lineage: Eukaryota; Metazoa; Arthropoda; Insecta; Diptera; Drosophilidae
Gene: Cpr51A
Product: cuticle protein 21
Exons: 2
Coding region: 80-505 (141 amino acids)
Cellular component (GO): chitin-based extracellular matrix
Molecular function (GO): structural constituent of chitin-based larval cuticle
Source: RefSeq, a predicted model, not a curated record
CGCAUAGCAAGAAAAGCAGCUCGGGAAACGUUCGAACCGAAGUCUACACACAAUACACUAAAUUCAAAAAAAUCGAAAAAUGUUCAAAUUCGUGUUGGUUGCCGGCCUCUUGGCCACCGUCGCCUUUGCUGCGCCACUUACUCCCGAAGAAGAAGAAGACAAACGGGAAAUGGAACGGAUACAAAAUGAAAGCGCACAGUAUUCCUUUGACUCCAAUAUUGACGACGGUAUUAAUGACGGUACCCUUCGACGAGAGGAGACACGCGACGGCACAAAAGUGACGGGCAGUUACAGUUACAGCGACGGGUAUGUCCAUCGCACCGUGUUCUACGAGGCUGAUGAAAAUGGCUAUCGCGUGAUUAAAGAAGAUACCAAGGAAAUUGGCGAAGGUCCCCAAUUCAAUGCCGAUGGUCAGGCUGAUGUAGAGGGCUCUCUAAUUGGCAAAUACUCGAUCAAGCUGGAUAAAGAUAUGGAGGACAAACACUACAAGGACAUACGCUCGUAGGGAGAGAGAGGUCGGAAAUGCAUCCUAGCAUUUAGAAAUAGACUGAAUACAUCGUAAAAGUCAAACUCUUGUUGUGUUUUUUUAUCAAACUUAAAAUAAACGAUGAGCUUAAUAGUAACAAAAAGAA